Molecule: messenger RNA, 492 nt
Organism: Aegilops tauschii subsp. strangulata
Lineage: Eukaryota; Viridiplantae; Streptophyta; Magnoliopsida; Poales; Poaceae
Source: RefSeq, a predicted model, not a curated record
AUGAGCCCAUCCGCCCGCGCCUCCACCACCGCGCAGCUGCCGCCAGCCUCAACGGCGCGCGGGCCCGUGAGCCCGAAGCCGGCCCGUCGCCUCGCCCGCUCCCCGCGCCGGGUCAACGCCCCGCGCUGCCCGUGCUCGUCCAGCGCCCGCGCGCCGACCCCGCUCGCCGUCCCCUGCGCCGGAGCCCCGCGCGGCUGCCCGCCGUUCCCCGCGCCGCCCCGUCGUUCGGUCGUCGCCGCCGUCGCCUCGUCCGCGCCCGACUGUGCCGCCCCUCGUCGCCGGCCAGAUCCAGUCGGGUCGGAGCGGAUCCGCGUCGCCCCGACCUCCUCCGCCCGUCCUCGCGGCCGUGCUGAGCUCGCCGGCGUGCAGCUCCGGCCAUGGAGUCCUCCAGCCCGCGCCCGGACCCCGCCGUCCCCGGAUCUCAUCAUCCAUAGAUCCAAAUGCGUCCCCGAGCCAUCCCGUACCCCUCCAUCCAGUUUUCUAAGAGGGUAA